Helicoverpa armigera (cotton bollworm) is the source of this 1536-nucleotide messenger RNA. RefSeq lists its product as uncharacterized. The record is from RefSeq and is a predicted model, not a curated record. Lineage: Eukaryota; Metazoa; Arthropoda; Insecta; Lepidoptera; Noctuidae. The transcript has a single exon. The coding region runs from base 21 to 1466 and encodes 481 amino acids.
CACCAUAUCAAAGUAAUACAAUGACUAGAUCAGUCGUACUGUUGUGUGUCACAGCAUCGCUGUUCUCUGGUGUGCUGUGCUCAUCGGAUUAUCACUCCUAUCACGAAGCAUUAACUGACGAUAAUAAGCGGUGUGUAGGGGAGUGUCAACAGGGACAGUGUGUCUCCUAUUGCGCCAUAAAUUGUGUUCAAGGGGAGGUAAGGACUAAACCAUGCCACCCGACGAGUAACAAAACGAAGGUCUACACGUCCUUAGACAAUCACGCAUGCCGAAGCAACUGCGACAAGUUCGGAAUUGGGUUUGAAUGGUGCAUUACUGAUGAAGAUCAAGUUAAAUGGGAAUUCUGCAGUCGUGCUGUAGCUCUCAAAGGCCGUCUCAGAUACACCACGCGUGAUGACUUCUUGACAUGCUCUGAUGAGUGUGGAAAGCACGGCUUUGAAACAUACGAUGAUUGGUGUCACACAAUCAGUGUCUGGAAGUAUUGUAACGAUCGAGAAAAGAACGAGAAAGUCUUCGUACCGGAAUAUCCAACCCAAAGUGGAAAUACGUGUGUAACCCCGUGCAUGUUCUACCUAAGUAAGACCGCGACCUUCUGUUAUGACAACAAAGGCUUGUGGACGCGAUGCUACUUCAAUCCACACUAUGAGCCUGUACUGCACUCACUCACAAGCCAGUUACGAAGUGCUUGUAUCAAUAAGUUUGGCACCUACACUAGCAAUGGAUAUGAAAUGUGUUCUGGUCACCUGUCAAGAGCCAAACGCGAGGUUUCUUGCGAUUUGGAUGUGAGUACUAUUGCGGAACGACACAGAGCUGACAAUCCAUCGGACAUAGUGCGUGUUAUAGACCCACAUGAACCUAUAACUCGAGAUACCAACCCCAUCUUAUCGUACACCAUGAUGCCAAGGCGAGUGUCGUUUGGGGAUCGCAACAACGUGGCAAAUGUUGACCUGCCACUAGUAUUAGAGGCGCGACUAACACAAUACACCCUGUUACCUGAAGGCUCGAAGAGAGAAGAAUUUCAUAGCUACCUCAACAAUCACUACCUUCACAUGAGCCCCGAUCGAAGAUUGCGCAAUGUCAACAAUAUCAACAAUAACUAUGAUGAGGUAGGUUACCUACUGGGGUCUGUAUUGGGUGGACCCACGGAGAUCUACAACAUAUUCCCACUAACUUGGCGUUUGAAUAAAGGUGAUGAUUCGGCAUGGCACCAAAAGGAGCAACAUAUGGCAGACUUUCUGCGGAACCAUAAUGACAGGUACAUCGAAUUCCUGGCAGUACUCGGCUAUCAGCAAGACAAUAACAGCCGUCUGAUAACUCGCCCUGAUUACAUCGGAAUCCGUCUGAGGUUUUAUGAGAACAAUAUUUUGGUGGACCGUCACGGUAACCAAGUCAACUCAUUUGAGGACAAUGAAACUGAAAACAUGUUCUUUUCUAAUGAUCCAGAUGAAGAUUGUCAUAUAUGGUAGCCAAUGGGGUGCAUUUAAAUAUUGGUGUAACAGCAAUUUAUGCCAAAAUAAAGUGUUUGUGUGACUCUUA